GAGCUAUUCACAAUAAGGCUUAGGGUGAUUAUAUUUUUCUUUAAGCUUAUUUGAGUACGGCUAGCCUCACCUCAAAAUUGCGGAAAUAAGACAGCUACAUUUCCCUUUUUUUCUUCCCUUUCUUUAUUCUUCUCUCCUCCUCUCUCUCAUCUCACACCCACCUUUAACACCGGCAAGCUGGAUACUUAUUCGGUCCGCUGCUGAAAACAUUGGAUCGGGAUCCGGGUAUUUCAGCUAUUACAAAAUUUGCAAGUUCAUAUCGUAUGUAACCGUGUGUGUCAUAAACCAAUCAAUGAACAUCUAGGGACCGAUGGUAGGCUUCCCAUUCGCCAGAGAAAUGGUGCUGCUUCAGCUGCUAGGCAGUUCGGCUGGUCGGGAGGAGCAAGGUGCUGUAUAAGAUAAUGUAGUCUCUUGCAAGGUCGUCAAAACUGAGGCAACUAUCCGCGAACAUGGAGCCUCUUCCUAGCACGUAUCCACUGGAUAAUUCUCCACUCUGAUCUGAUAGUUACGCUUCUUGUCCCUGCAAUGCGACGCCUGCUUCUGGGGAAGACAUGCCUCGGCCUCGGGGUCUGCAGUUGCGGUGUUUGCUAUUGGUGUGGGGGUGGGCUGUCUAAACUGUCUUGUAUGUCCUAUUGCGAAUCGGGAUAUGCAGUAAGCAGCCAUCCACUGCGGCACUACCGCAGUGACACGUCGGGAGGGUGUGUCAAGAUUUCGGUACCUGGUUUGAGAAGCUAUUUAGAUGCGUCUAUUCGACCAUAAAAGGAGAUAAUGCACGAUGUUGACUCCAACAAAGUGACGACAGUGGUUCUAUCGUGAUUGAAAAAAGCAUCUCAUAGCCCACAUUGACCACUGAUGCUAGAUAUGAUCGUCGGUCACUACAUGAGCUUGUCUGCUCAAGGUACAAGGUAGUAUAUGCACGGUGGCUGCAAUCUGCCGCGGAUGGCGCCGCCAUGCAUCAAUAACGACGAG
Molecule: messenger RNA, 969 nt
Organism: Daldinia vernicosa
Lineage: Eukaryota; Fungi; Ascomycota; Sordariomycetes; Xylariales; Hypoxylaceae
Exons: 1
Coding region: 526-759 (77 amino acids)
Source: RefSeq, a predicted model, not a curated record